GGCAAACCUCUUAUGUCUUAAAGGAUAUUGUUAGUCGAGGAUGAUAUAUACUUGAUAAAUAUCCAUAAUCCUCUAAAAGGAACGAGCGGGAACAAUAAACUUAGCGAUAUUCAAUAAAAGCCAACCUCGCCUUAACAUAUACCUUACCUAAAUAAAAGAUGAAUAACCAAUCAAUCAAUCAACUGCUUGCCCAUCCAGCACCCAAUCUGGUGAUCCACCAAUCUCACAAUUAACCACCCCGCUCGCACCAUAUUUGUGGAACCUUUACCCCUCCAAAAGCAUCUGAUUUUAAUACCAGUCCAGUGUACUCGAAUAUGAACUUGCGAUACCAUCUCUAGAUCUACUCGAGUAGGUAGUAUAUCCUCAACAAUCUAUCCUUUUCUACCAGACUCAUCGGCACAUUUUCAAAGCCCAAGCCCCUCUCCAAAAACCAAAAACCAAAGACCUCCAAACCUCCUCACAACCAACCAACACACAACACCAUGGCCGACCCCUCACUCUACACCUACCCCUCUCCCCUCGACGGCUACGAAAACCUCUCUCCUCUACCAAACGAACUUAACCCCGACGGAAAGAGCCACGUAAAUCCUCAGACCGGAGUCAAGAGCCAGAGUUACGAGAAAUUUACUGAGCCUUUGGAUAAUGGGAUUAGGGGUGCAUUGUAAGAUUUAAUUUUGCUGUUCUCGGGUGGGCUAAGGGCAUUCCUUCAAAUAGGAGUGAAUGGUCAUAGAUGAUGAGGAUAGUGCUGAUAGUAUUCAUACUAGUGAUGUGCAUAUUUAUCAUUUCCAGAAGAACAAGGCACAGGCCAAGUUUGCUAAAGAAUUAUGGGAGAGAAUUAGGAGGGAAUGUGAGAUUUGAUUUCUAUUUCUGGAGUGGUUUCGUUAAUACUGAUUGAGGAAUACAGUUCCGGAGCUUCGCGUCUACAGAUUUUGGGAGGUACCAAUUGGACCUCAUCCAGUUGCAAUGUUUGAAGUAAAUCUCUUCACGCCUGCGCAAUUUGGUGCCUUCAUACCUUGGUUGGUGAUUAAUAGGGGUCCAUUGAGCGCGUUAGUUCAUCCUAACACGGUUGAUGAUAAAGGAGAGCUAUUGAAUCACGAGAGAGAUCAUACGCAAAGGGCAAUUUGGAUGGGAGAACAACUUCCGCUAGAUUUGAGUGUCUUCAAGAAGUCGAAGUAACAAAAAGUUGAACAGCAUGUGGGAAGGAAAUAGCGGCUAAGACUCUUGGUGAUCGGCAAUAGGAAUUGUCUGUGCAGAGGAACAUUAAUUUGCCGGGGGAAAUGCAAUGACAGAAAGAGAAAUGUAUUGGGAAUCACGUACUUCACCUGAACCACCAAUUCACCGAUGCACUGAU
Molecule: messenger RNA, 1351 nt
Organism: Sclerotinia trifoliorum
Lineage: Eukaryota; Fungi; Ascomycota; Leotiomycetes; Helotiales; Sclerotiniaceae
Source: the annotation of a GenBank genome assembly